This is a messenger RNA of Oncorhynchus tshawytscha (Chinook salmon), 2107 nucleotides long. It is a transcript of the gene slc14a2, whose product is annotated as solute carrier family 14 member 2. Gene Ontology annotation, biological process: urea transmembrane transport. Lineage: Eukaryota; Metazoa; Chordata; Actinopteri; Salmoniformes; Salmonidae. Gene Ontology annotation, molecular function: urea transmembrane transporter activity. The record is from RefSeq and is a predicted model, not a curated record. Gene Ontology annotation, cellular component: membrane. Bases 132 to 1646 code for a protein of 504 amino acids. The transcript has 10 exons.
UUAUCGCUCUUGUUCAUGGAGAAGGAGAGUAGGAAUGUUGUGCGAGGUAUAAAAACAGUGGUGGGAGCCCUGCUACAGCACAGCUUCACAGCAGCUGCCACACAUAGCACCCUGCCCUACUGGAAACAUAUAUGCCUGGACCACAUCGCACAAAGGAUAUUCCCAAGAAUAUCUCCAGUUUCUAUAGUGCCUUAACGCAAGAACUUGCAUCUGCAUUCCAGUCAAAGCAAGAGCAGCAGCCACUGAUGGCCAACCCAGAUCCAGAGGUGUCAGGGGGCGGGGAGCAGAAGGCGGCUCAGGGGGAAAACGCCGAGGCUGGGAAGUCUGCAGUCCACACCUGCCAACAGAAGGCCAAGGCCCGGCUGCUACUGUUACUGUCCUACAUCUCAGGAGACAUGGAGGUGUUUGCAGAGUGGAUGAAAAAACAGUUCUUCCUGCUCCAGCUGCUAGACUGGGUUCUCCGUGGUGCUGCCCAGGUCAUGUUUGUCAACAAUCCUCUGAGUGGCCUAGUGAUCUUUGCUGGGCUGAUCCUGCAGAACCGCUGGUGGGCUCUCAACGGCUUCGUGGGCACACUCUUCGCCACCAUCUCUGCCCUCAUACUGCAACAGAGCAGGGGUGCGAUUGCAGCGGGGCUGUAUGGUUACAAUGGGAUCUUGGUGGGGCUGCUGAUGGCUGUGUUCUCUAACGCUGGAGACUGGUACUGGUGGCUCCUACUGCCCAACAUCGUCAUGUCUAUGACCUGCCCUAUAGUGUCCAGUGCGUUGGCGUCCAUUAACAGUCGUUGGGACCUGCCAGUGUUCACUCUUCCCUUCAACAUCCUGGUUUGUCUCCACAUGGUGGCUACUGGCCACUACAACCACCACUUCCCCCAAGUCCUCAUCCAGCCGCGCACAGAACUAGCCAACAUCACCUGGGCUGAGGUCAACGUAGCUAAGCUGUUCACAGCAGUGCCAGUAGGUAUAGGCCAGGUGUAUGGGUGUGAUAACCCCUGGACAGGAGGAAUCUUCAUGGUCGCUCUCUUCAUUUCCUCUCCCAUCACCUGUGCUCACGCUACCAUUGGAUCCGCAGUCGGCAUGGUCUCAGGUCUGGCCCUGGCAGCUCCAUUUGAGGCGAUCUACUUUGGUCUGUGGGGGUAUAACUGUGUUCUAGCUUGCAUCGCUAUUGGAGGGAUGUUCUACGCUCUCACCUGGCAGGUACACCUGCUGGCAAUCACCUGUGCUUUCUUCUGUGCAUAUCUGGGCUCAGCCAUCGCUAAUGUCAUGUCCACAUUUGGCCUGCCAGCCUGCACCUGGCCCUUCUGUCUCUCCGCCCUCACCUUCCUUCUGUUUACCACGGAAACCAACACCAUAUUCAAGCUGCCGCUGGCUAACGUGGCCUACCCAGAGAGGAACCUGCGCUUCUUCUGGAAGCUCCGAAAGAAGGAGAAGCUGGAGAGAGAGGAGAAGGAAAGAGAUGAGGAAAAGUGGAGGGCAAAGGAGCAGGAGCUGCUAGGUAACGAUAAAGAGGUGCUGAGGAUGGAGAGAAUGGAUGGCAAAGAGAAGGGUGAUGGGAUGGAAGGCAAGCAGAUUAAUAAAAUGAUGAUUCGGGAGGAAGAGAUGAUAGAGGUGGCCUUGGGUGAAGUGAGCAGCAUGGCAAAAAAUGUCUGAGCUCAUCAACAGACUCCAGAUGUUUUAUUAUGUACAUAGAGUAGCAGAGACUCAGGUGAUGAAGGACAGAUGGGUGUGUGUGUUUGUAGACGGUGUCUGAAGUGUUCGUUUUAGCGUUAUACAUACUGUAUGUAACUUAUCUUAUUGUUUAUUACUUCUGAAAAAUGCCCAAAGCUCAGGUAACUAGCCCUCAGGUAACUAGCCCUCAGGUAACUAGCCCUCAGGUAACUAGCCCUCAGGUAACUAGCCCUCAGGUAACUAGCCCUCAGGUAACUAGCCCUCAGGUAACUAGCCCUCAGGUAACUAGCACUCAGGUAACUAGCACUCAGGUAGGGCUACAGUAGGUCAUUCCGGUGUAUGGUAUUAUAUCUAACUUUGCUAUACAGUGGAUAUUACCACAGUUAUGUACUUUCAUACUUACUUAGUUUGAGUUCUAAUAAAAGUCUAUUUUUCUAACAAAA